GCUUUAGAAUUUUUUUAAAUCUCGACGAUCAUGUUCAAAAAGAAGGAUCUGGAACGACUUCCCCUGCUGACAGACACCAGGAACACUUACAGUGCAUCUGACCAUGAGGUGUUGCAGCGAGAUGGUGUCGGUAACAUCAAGCAUUGCCAUGAUAACAGCCGUGCACAGGAGGAUCGUGAACGAGAGAAGAAAGUUGCCAGAAAGAAGCUUUAUGUGGUUUCUGUCAUUUGCUUGGUUUUCAUGGUUGGUGAGAUUGUCGGUGGGUAUUUUGCGGGCAGCCUCGCGGUGAUGACGGACGCGGUGCACCUGCUGGUGGAUCUUGCCAGCUUCAUCAUCAGCCUUUGCUCACUUUGGCUCUCUUCCCUACCUGCUACACACAAGCUCAGCUAUGGCUGGCACCGUGCAGAGAUACUGGGUGCGCUGCUGUCAGUUUUUACCAUCUGGCUGGUAACGGGUGUGCUGGUCUACCUGGCGGUGGUGCGCCUCAUUAGCGGUGACUACACCAUUGAGGGCACAGUCAUGCUCAUCACGUCUGCUUGUGCUGUGUUGGCCAAUAUCAUCAUGGCUCUCACUCUGCACCAGUCCGGCCACGGCCACGAGCACGGCGGCCUCGGCUCACACGGGCACGGUCACGGGCACAGUGACAAGGGAAAUGGACAUCCUCUGAUUUCCAACCAUGCUCCCUAUAACAGUGAUGUUACAGAUGUGGAGCACAAAGGGGCGGAGCAUGGACGGAAGGUCGAGCAGGCCAACGCCAGUGUGCGAGCAGCCUUUGUCCAUGUGGUGGGAGACCUUCUCCAGAGCCUCAGUGUAUUAGUCAGUGCCAUCAUCAUCUUCUUCAAGCCAGAAUAUAAGAUGGCUGAUCCCAUCUGCACCUUCCUGUUCUCUAUGUUGGUGAUAUGCACCACGGUUACCAUCAUAAGAGACAUUGUUAUUGUGCUGAUGGAAGGUACUCCAGUGGGAGUGAAGUACACUGAGGUGCGGGAAGGUCUACUAGCAGUGAAGGGCGUGACGGCGGUCCACAACCUUCACAUCUGGGCCCUCACGAUGAACCAGGCUGUGCUGUCUGCACAUGUAGCUGUAGAUGAGUCGGUCGACGCUCAAACAGUCCUGAGGGAGAUGACGCAGGCGUGUUUCUCCUCGUACAACUUCCACUCGGUUACGAUUCAGAUGGAGCGGCAGGCUGACCUGAGGCCUGGAUGUACACUCUGCGAGGACCCUAAGAUGUAGGAUUCUUCCUCUCCUUAGGGACCACGCACUGGACCUUUUAGGUGUUAAGAUUUUAUGGUAUUUUAAUGCAAAGACACGUGACUGUCAAGUAGAAAUAUUACGCUAAAUCAAAGGCAAAGGUCUGAUUUCUAUUUGUCCUGAACCUCAUUUGUGUUUAAACUUGAAUUUCAUUUAUAUACACUCAAGUUAAUUCAUUUUAUGUACUGUAUGCUGAAACAGAAAUCACUAUCCUCAGUGUUAAUGUUGUUUUUUCUGAAUCUUUAGAUGUUUUGAGUGCUUGAAAAGUUGUACUCAUUAUCGUAGUUACUUAAGAAAAAUCCAUCCAACCUGCUGCUAAAAUUUUUCUUGUAUCACCACCAACCUGUGACAGUGUUUUUUUUUUUUUUUUUUUAUGCCGUGAUGUAUGUAAAGAUGUAGUAAAAAGUAUUUACUGUUACAACCUGAGAAGUAUUGUGCCUGCAAAAUCAAGUGUACUUCAGUGCAUGUCUGAAGUGCCUCACAGAUCACUUUAUAUUGUUUAGUGUAGAAGCAGAAAUGUCUUCUUGCAAUAAAAUAUACCUUUUUUUUUAAGAAAAAAUUAUUUUAA
This is a messenger RNA of Thalassophryne amazonica, 1816 nucleotides long. RefSeq names its product solute carrier family 30 member 8 (gene slc30a8). Gene Ontology annotation, biological process: response to glucose; response to zinc ion; insulin secretion. The record is from RefSeq and is a predicted model, not a curated record. NCBI's taxonomy places the organism in Eukaryota, Metazoa, Chordata, Actinopteri, Batrachoidiformes, Batrachoididae. The coding region runs from base 31 to 1230 and encodes 399 amino acids. The transcript has 10 exons. Gene Ontology annotation, molecular function: zinc ion transmembrane transporter activity. Gene Ontology annotation, cellular component: plasma membrane.